AUAGAUUGGAAGAGAUUGGAAGAAAAGGCAACGAAAGAAGCGAUAGAACGCGUUCCGCUAAGCAUUAAAUAAAAGCCGUUAAAUUAGAAUCGGAGAUUUAAGCUGGAGGAGGAUAUUCUGAAAUCCCAUCCAAUCGAAGGCUGUGAAGUGUGUGAUGCACUCUAUCCUUCUUUCUCUUGAACCCAUAAUUCCAUGACUCGGCGUUGCUCCCACUGCAGCAACAACGGCCACAAUUCCCGGACAUGCCCUUCGCGUGGGGGCGGAGGUGUGAAGCUUUUCGGGGUCAGGCUGACGGAUGGAUCAAUCAUUAAGAAGAGCGCCAGCAUGGGCAACCUAAACCUCUCCUCCGCCGCCGCACAUCACCAAUUCCAUUCAUCUCCUUCUUCUUCCAACCUCGCCGCCGCCCCCUCAUCCCCCAAUCCAAGCUCCCCAUGCUCCGACCCUCCCCAAGGUUACUUGUCCGAUGACCCCGCCCAUGUCUCCACCUUCGCUAACCGCCGCGGUGAUAGAAAAAAAGGUGUUCCAUGGACUGAAGAAGAACAUCGGCUGUUCUUAAUUGGUCUCCAGAAGCUAGGCAAAGGAGACUGGCGUGGGAUAGCACGCAAUUUUGUUGUAUCAAGGACCCCUACUCAAGUAGCAAGUCAUGCCCAGAAGUAUUUUAUCCGGCAGAGUCAUGCUACCAGGAGAAAGAGACGUUCCAGUCUUUUUGACAUGGUUCCAGAUAUGUCUUCAGAUCAACCUUCUGUGCCAGAAGAACAAGUGUUGCUUCCACCUUCCCAGAACUCACAACCUUGCAAUGGAAAAUCACAGCCUUCAUUAAAUCUCUCCCUCAAAUCAGAAUUUGAACCCAUGGAGACUACUUCUCAAGAAAAUGCGCAACAGACCAAUGAAACUAUGAUGGGAUCAAUCGGACUGACACCAAUGGCUCCUCAUGGAUUCUUUCCUGCAUAUUUACCUGUUCCAUUUCCCAUGUGGCCAUCAACUGUGGCUCCCCCGUUUGAAGAAGUUAAGGGAGGAGAGACAUCCCACCAUCAGAUCCACAAGCCAAUCCCAGUCAUUCCCAAGGAACCUGUUAAUGUUGACGAACUUGUGGGAAUGUCUCAUCUAAGCAUUGGGGAAGCAAAGGUACGUGAUAGAGAGCCUUCCCCUCUUUCCUUAAAGUUGUUAGGAGAGCCCUCAAGGCAGUCAGCAUUCCAUGCAAAUGCUCCAGUUGGUACUUCGGAUUUAAACAAUGGCAAGGACAACGCAAUUCAAGCUGUCUGAGCUUGUAAGGUCCGGUGAAGACAGCAGCAGAAUUAAGCCUUCUUUUGGUCAUUUUUCAUUUGUACUAUCAUAUAUAAUUUUGUUUUCCUGAUCCCUAGCAUUUUAAUCUUCCAAUUAGUAGCAAGUUAUAUGGUGGUACGUAGAUCAGGUUAGAUCAAUUCUUGGAAAAUACUUAUUCUAACUGUAAACAAAUGAAGCUUAAAUAAAGAGGUUCUGUUCCUCUAGGUUUGGUUAUUUUUAGAGUCAUUUUGGAUAUUGCUAUUUUUAUUUUUUAUAAAUACCUACCGCAGUUAAAAUUCA
This is a messenger RNA of Glycine soja, 1563 nucleotides long. Its product is annotated as transcription factor MYBS3-like. Lineage: Eukaryota; Viridiplantae; Streptophyta; Magnoliopsida; Fabales; Fabaceae. Gene Ontology annotation, molecular function: DNA binding. The transcript is spliced from 3 exons. The record is from RefSeq and is a predicted model, not a curated record. Gene Ontology annotation, biological process: response to gibberellin; response to auxin; response to ethylene. The coding region runs from base 193 to 1263 and encodes 356 amino acids.